UUAUCAAAAUGUCCGUAAACGUAAAAGAAAAGUAAUCGUUAUUUUUUAAAGGUUAAAAUUUAAUAAUUUCUGUUCAAUAAAGAUUGGCAGUUACGUUUUACUCUCAUGGAUUUGGAAACUAGACGGAAGAGUUGCGAUAAGAGUUUUGACACAGAUGACGAUUCUGAUUAUGCUAUGAUAAAACGAAUUAAAAUGGAACCAGAAGCUAUUUUGUCUCAAGAAGAUGAUAUAAUGGCCCAAUUACAACAAGAAAGCUCUGAUUUAGAAGUAGAGCCGAGCUUUACAUUGGAGGGCUCUGCAAAUGGAGAGGAUUGCAAUGAAGGUGUUUUAAUGCAACAUAUGGACAUUAGAGAGCCCCUUUCCACCUUAAGAAAUUUAUUGGAACAAAGACUUGGAGUAGAAUUAACAGAUUAUUCCUUUUGGUUGCAAGAUGCACAAAUGCUAGAGAGUCACAAAAAUUUGGUUGAUCAAUGUGUACAAGGGGAAGGAUUGGUUCAAGUAAAUGUUCAGAUAAAGGCAACACAGAGGAGAAUAAACAUAGUGGAUGUUCUAAAGCCUGCAGAAGAUUAUAUAGAGCUAGCAGAAAACAAUGCUUCUACUCCAGUUAAUGAAGAUAGUAAACGAAACGUUAUAAGAUGGAUGGUUGAUCCACAAUAUAAGAAGGAGCAGGAACGGUUAAAAAUUCCAGCCGAUCCAAAAGAAUGGACACAGACACACGUCAAGCAUUGGCUUCAGUGGGCAGUUAGACAGUUCAAUUUGGCUUCAGUAAGAUUAGCUGAUUGGAACAUCACAGGUCAACAAUUGUGUAAUCUCACCCUAGAAGAAUUUCAGGCUAAAGUGCCUCUAGAUCCAGGAGAAGUAUUCUGGACUCAUUUAGAAUUGCUUCGAAAAUGUAAAUUUGUCGCUGUCGUUCAGAAGGAUCCCCCAGCGUCACCUACAGAAAACAACGUGGAUAAAACUAUCAAAGUCCGUAAUCAGAAGGCUGCGAAGCCUCGACCAGUGGUAAAUCAACAAGCACGAGUAGUCAGCGUUCCGUUAGAGAACAUUGAUGCUACACCUAUCACCAUAGCAACUUCGAGUCGUUCGGUUAAUAGCGGUCAAAUACAGUUAUGGCAAUUCUUGCUGGAGUUGUUAACAGAUCGUGAGCACAGAGGCGCCAUUCAAUGGGUUGGGACCGAGGGAGAGUUCAAGUUGAAUCAACCGGAAGCAGUGGCGCAACUUUGGGGAGCGCGUAAAAACAAACCAUCAAUGAAUUAUGAGAAAUUGAGUCGCGCAUUGCGUUAUUAUUACGACGGAGAUAUGAUUUCUAAGGUGCACGGGAAGCGAUUUGUGUAUAAGUUCGUAUGUGAUUUGAAACAAGUUCUAGGUUAUUCGGCAGCGGAAUUGAGUAGAUUGGUGGAAGAGGGUACAAGAUAUUUCUGAUGGCAUCUUAUUUUUUUAUGGUUACAACGAUUUUUAUCACCGUAUUUCCGGAAUGU
Eufriesea mexicana is the source of this 1478-nucleotide messenger RNA. RefSeq names its product DNA-binding protein Ets97D (gene Ets97D). Gene Ontology annotation, molecular function: DNA-binding transcription factor activity, RNA polymerase II-specific; sequence-specific DNA binding. The coding region runs from base 106 to 1422 and encodes 438 amino acids. The record is from RefSeq and is a predicted model, not a curated record. Gene Ontology annotation, cellular component: nucleus. Lineage: Eukaryota; Metazoa; Arthropoda; Insecta; Hymenoptera; Apidae. Gene Ontology annotation, biological process: regulation of transcription by RNA polymerase II; cell differentiation. The transcript is spliced from 6 exons.